Messenger RNA from Cladophialophora immunda, 1291 nucleotides. RefSeq lists its product as uncharacterized. The record is from RefSeq and is a predicted model, not a curated record. NCBI's taxonomy places the organism in Eukaryota, Fungi, Ascomycota, Eurotiomycetes, Chaetothyriales, Herpotrichiellaceae. The coding region runs from base 227 to 1291 and encodes 354 amino acids. The transcript has a single exon.
CAACAGUGUCGGCUUCCUAAUGAUCAGGAACCCGUAGAAAAGUUCCCAGACAAUUAGGCAGAAAGCUUUAAUUAGGUGUCAGCGAGCUGUUGGCGAUGCAAGCGGGAGUAUAAACGCAAUCGCCAACGAGCUUCGGGGUGCAAAAAGACGAAGAUCUGACCGAGCUAUCGAAAAAAGGCAUAAAAGACCAAUCGAAAGCAUAACAACUGACCAAGACGUGGGGAGGAUGGAUGUGACCCCGACGAGGGUAUUCCUCCUAACGCACCCUCGAACCGCCUCAAAUCUAGUCACCCGGAUCCUAAACUUAGACAACCAACCAGCCCUUUGUGGUCCAGGUACCGACGCUCAAAAGUCCAACAACAAUGGGUACUUUUUCCUGCCGACCGUGUCACGCCGGCUCGAGCUGGCUGAUCGGCGGUCCGAGGAUUGGGCUGAGGAAGAACGAGCAGACAUAAGCCGUUGUCUUGAAGCUUGUACCGCCCGACUCGUCCAGCACGCGGAGUCGGCAGAAGCUGAAGGGAAGGGUGUCUAUGUGAAAGAACACCUCAUCUGGAUGCUCUCACCAGCAGCAGAGGACCUGGCCAAAGGGACAGACCUGACGAGGGACCGCGAUUGCAACAUUGUACAGCGGAAAGCCGCGAGAGAGGAGGGGGAGGGAGACACGGAAGAGCGGGAGGCACAAAACCAGACCGUCCUACCUGAUGCAUUCCUGCGGACGUGGACACCCACAUUCUUGAUUCGACACCCUGCGUUAGUAUUCCCGUCCCUUUAUCGAACCUGUGUAGACCUGGAAGGGCCAGAACAAGCCAGAAAGAACGCUGAUGGGAGCUUUCGAAUCGAGAUGACCUGGAGAUGGAGCCGAAAUUUGUGGGAGUGGUUCAGGAGGCAAGGUAAUGAUGAAUCAACGUCUCAGUGGGUCUUUGGGGAUGACAAGCUAUCUGGCUCGUCAUGGCCGAUCAUCCUAGAUGCGGACGAUGUUAUUCUUCAACCAGAUGUCAUCAAAAGAUACUGUCAGAUUGUAAGGUUGGAUCCAGACAGAUGCCAGUUCGAAUGGGAGUCAGCCACCGCCGAAGAGCAGCAAAGCUUGCAUGCCGUGGAGAGAAGGAUGAAAUCCAGCCUGUUGUCGUCGACUGGUUUGAUCAAAGGCAAGACCGCGGUGGGAUUAGAUCUCGAGCGUGAAGCACAGGAAUGGAAGGACGAAUUUGGGGAAGAGGAAGCCAGAAAGCUUCUGUCGUGGGUCAAGGAUGCAAUGCCAGAUUAUGAGUUCUUGAGAGAGAGGCGACUGAGAUAG